Molecule: messenger RNA, 6926 nt
Organism: Betta splendens (Siamese fighting fish)
Lineage: Eukaryota; Metazoa; Chordata; Actinopteri; Anabantiformes; Osphronemidae
Product: transcription factor 4-like
Exons: 20
Coding region: 652-2715 (687 amino acids)
Biological process (GO): regulation of transcription by RNA polymerase II
Cellular component (GO): transcription regulator complex
Molecular function (GO): RNA polymerase II cis-regulatory region sequence-specific DNA binding; protein dimerization activity; DNA-binding transcription factor activity, RNA polymerase II-specific
Source: RefSeq, a predicted model, not a curated record
CGUGGGAUCCGUCCUGCGCACGCGGAGAGCUUCAGCACCCGCAGCCGAGCGGAGGGCACCGCGAGCCCGCUCAGGAGCAGCGCUCGCCCGGCUGGGACUCCUCCGGCUCUGACACGCGCACGGCGGCCGCUACCCGUUCGCGAGCCGAUCCUUCCCGUCCCGUCCCGUCCCGACCCUUCCCGUCGCCCGGACCCGGCUCGCGAUUCGCCGGUACCGCGGACGAGCCUGCGUCUUAACGCGGAGAGGUCGGACUUCUGGGGGGAAAAAACACGGCGGAACCCACGCGAAACAUUCUCCCGUCCUGUCGCGCGCGCGCCCCCCACACCUCCCCCCCUCCCUCCUUAUGUUAUUUCCUGUCAUUUUUUCUUGCGAUUUAUUUCCUGCUGCCAAAGCAGGAACCCGGGACUGAGCCCCUGCUCCGAGGAUGAAAGAAAACUAGAUUUGUGAUCGAAGCUUUGAGGUUGUUUCACUGGAUUUAUUUCGCUGUGGAGGAAAAAGCGACCCGGGAGCGGAGCGGUGCGCAAAACGCCGAGGUCUUCCUCAUCUUCUGCCCUCUUUCGCUGUCUGUCUGUCCACCCAUCAAUCUGUCCACCUAUCCUCUCCUGUCUCUCCGUUUCUCCCCUGUUCGUAGGUCCGUGCGAUUUUGCUAAAAUGCAUCAUCAACAGCGGAUGGCAGCUUUGGGAACGGACAAGGAACUGAGUGACUUGCUGGAUUUCAGCGCGAUGCGAAACAGCGAUUUGAAAAUGUUCCCAACAUCCAUGAUGUUUUCCCCUCCUGUUAGCAGUGGAAAGAACGGGCCGACCUCCCUGGGGAGCGGACAUUUCUCCGGCUCAAAUAUGGAAGAGAGGCCCAGCGCCGGGUCCUGGCCCAGCGGAAGCCGACCCUCUAAGAGCUAUGCCGACGGUUCUCAGUACAUGGCAUCACAUGACAGCCUCUCGCCUCCCUACGCCAACUCCAGGCUAGCAGGUAAAUCAGAGAGGAGCUCGUACUCGUAUGGAAGAGAGUCCAACCCACACUGCCAUCAGUCAAUACUGGGAGGUGAACUGGGUCUGGGGAGCCCCGGCGCGGCGUCGCCCACCAAGCCAGCCGGCCAGUACUACCAGCACUACGGCUCCAACCCACGGAGGAGAGCGCUGCACAUGGACGCCAUGGACAUCCACACAAAAAAAGUGCGGAAGGUGCCUCCCGGCCUGCCGUCCUCCGUGUACGCUCCGUCUGCCAGUACAGCCGACUACAACAGGGACUCGCCGGGGUACCCCUCCUCCAAACCUCCUAGUGCCGGCUUCCCAAGCUCCUUCUUCAUGCCAGAUGGUCAUCACAGUGGUGAUCCCUGGAGCAGCAGUAGCAGCAGUAUGAGCCAGCAGGGUUACCAUGGUAGCAUGCUGGGGGGUGGGAACUCGGCCCACGGUCCGGCCCAGAGCUCCUCCUACUGCGGGAUCCACCCACAUGACAGAUUGAGCUACCCAUCACAUUCGUCUGCAGACAUCAGCUCCAGCCUUCCUCCCAUGUCCAGCUUCCACCGAGGGGGCGGGAGCGGUGGCAGCGCCAAUCAUUACAGCACCGCCUCCUGCACCGCCUCCACCAACGGCACAGACAGUAUUAUGGCUAACCGAGCACAGAGCGCAGCAGCCAGCAGUUCUCAGACAGGAGAUGCCUUAGGGAAAGCACUCGCAUCGAUCUACUCCCCAGACCACACGAACAACAGCUUCUCCUCCAACCCCUCCACCCCCGUUGGCUCCCCCCCCUCUCUCACAGCCGCCAGCUCCGCCGUAUGGUCGAGGAACGGCGGACAGGGAGCGUCGUCGCCCAACUACGAGGCCCCGCUGCACUCUCUGCAAAGUCGCAUCGAGGACCGCCUAGAGCGCCUGGACGACGCCAUCCACGUGCUGCGCAGCCACGCGGUGGGGCCGUCGCCGGGCAUGACCAGCGGCCACGGCGACAUGCACGGCCUCAUCGGGGCCGCGCACACGCACAACGGGGCCAUGGGCGCUCUGGGCAGCGGCUACGGCACCGGGCUGCUGUCGGCCAACAGGCACUCACUCAUGGUGGGGUCUCACAGAGAAGAUGGAGGAGUGGGCGGAUUGCGUGGCGGACACUCGAUGGCAGGUCAGGUGCCUGUUCCUCAGUUGCCUGUUCAGUCGGCCACAUCUCCGGACCUCAGCCAGCCUGACCCCUACCGCGCCUUGUCCGGAGGCCUUCAGGGCCAGAGCACCUCCUCCGUCAGCUCGGAGAUCAAGUCCGAGGACGAGGGGGACGAGAACCUCCUGCAGGACGCGAAGCCCCUGGAGCCCAAGAAGGAGGACGCCGACAGCAAGGACCUCAAAGGGAUGGAGAGCAACAACGACGACGAGGACCUUUCUCCAGAGCAGAAGAUGGAGAGAGAGCGGGAACGGAGGAUGGCCAACAACGCGAGGGAGCGGCUACGCGUCCGCGACAUCAACGAGGCGUUCAAGGAGCUGGGCAGGAUGGUCCAGCUGCACCUGAAAAGCGACAAACCUCAGACCAAGUUACUGAUCCUGCACCAGGCCGUGGCCGUUAUCCUCAGUCUGGAGCAGCAGGUCCGAGAGCGGAACCUGAACCCGAAGGCGGCCUGUCUGAAGCGGCGCGAGGAGGAGAAGGUCACGUCGGACGGGACUCCGCUGUCACUGGCCGCUGCUCACCACGCCGCCGCCGCCGCCAUGGGCGACGGGUCCAACCCCAUGGGACAAAUGUAAAAUGCAGCAACAUCUCCUCCCCCCUGAAUGGUCUGAGGUGCCAGAGUUCAUCAAGAUGAUAAGUGACCACUUCCUCUGAAGGCAUUUAAUGACGAACCAACAACAGACUCUUCAGUUUGACCAAUCAGACCAGCGCGUUUCUCUCCUCUCGUCCAUCAUCUCCGACCCUCCUCUUCACAUUUUUUCUCCUUCUGUCGACAACAUGAACUGCAGAGUCGCGUCACUUGCUUUUCUCACCUCGUGUCCCCAGCGGAACCGGAUGCUGCUCGGCGGACACGCGUAAACGGACCUUUACACAGCAGCAACGGACAAAAGUCACUCACCAAGAAGCGUUUCUUGUAGGACUUGUGUUAUCAGCAUUCCCAGUUUAAAAGAACAAAGAGCGAAGCUUAAAAAUGGACAACAGAACUGGUGACAGUGGGAGUGGAUGUGGGCGGGGCGGCGGCUCGGUGUCCAAGGAGCCACAACACAUAUCACGCAAUGUUUGGAGACGCGCAGCUGCUGGCGGAGCCGGCGCCGGCGCAUCUCCAACAGCACACUGUGGACGAAGCCGUGCCUGGACCUCCUCCUGGAAACGCAGACGAAGGGAAAACGAAGGCUGCAUGUGCACACGUGUGCCCACAAAGCUGAAAUACGAAUACGGAAGCGAACGACUCGCUACGUCCUCUGAACAAAUACAGGCCUAGAGAGAAACAAACAUGUUCAUCUCCUUCAAACGCAUUCUCUAUCAAACUGCCAAACGUGUACUGGAGGUGGAACACUAAUCGGAACAUUUAUGCCUUUUUUACUGCUGCUUCAUGCUGAUAGUCAGUAGUAGCGUCCUUCACACUCACGGUUUUAAGCCCACAGUUGAGUACCUAGAGAUCGAACGAGUCAAUGACCGAAUCGAACAGGGCGGUGAGCGGUGUUUAGGUUUUUCAGGAAGGAGGAAGUAGUGAUGAUGGAGUCGACUUCAUCGGACGCUGUUGUCGGGUUUGAGCUGCAACUCCGGAACGAGCAGCUCGACGUCCCCCAUUGAGCAUCUUCAGUCAGACCUUCAUCACUAGAGUUCCAGGCAGGCGGAUCCAACGUUUAGCACAUUCCUUCAAUCAUUCUCACUCUACUUGAAUCAAGCGCUCCCUGAAACAGGAGGUGGGCCAACAUCCAGAGGAGCUAGAGAUCAGGGGGGAGACAAAGAGUCCAGAGACAGAAGCGAUGAUGCUGCUGCUGCUGGAGAAGCAAGGGAACAAUCAUCAGGGGAGGGAGGGCGUCCUGUACUUUUCUUCUGGGGCCAAGCAGUAGUCAAAGCAUUCCUGUAUCGGAUCGACUCGAUUCCCUCGUGUCCCGUCUUAGUGUACGGCCUUAACCUCUAACUCCACCUUCAGACGGCACCGUUUCCGUUUGGGGGCAUGAUUCUAGAUGUUAUUGACUGGUUUGAUGGCGUCUUUUGGUCUGUUGGUGUUGCAGCGGAGAAUGAUGAACGUUUCCUUCAUAUGUGAGUGUAGCUUGAGGAUUGGGUUCUGGUCCAAAAGGCAGAAUGUGGGCAGACUCUGGAUCUGUCAUAGGGGAGGUUCAUGGUUUUAGCCUGGACGGACGGUUCUGUACCAGACAGGCCUGGUGUCGACUGCUCAGAGGGUCCAAUCUAGAAGCUAAACCAUCAAGAACCUUUAGAAUGUCAGUGUUGCCUUUUGUAUUCGGACUCUUGGGCACACGUUGCAGGAUCUUGUGUGAGGACAAGGUGGGAUUAGUUGCAACAAAGUUCCUGCAGGAACGUCGCUGAUGUGAUGGCGUUGGUUGAUUAACCCCCGUUCAGCCCCACCGUAGUUUGAGUCCGGGCCCAGAUUCCAGCUCCCAGUGCUGUCUUCUCUGCUGACCCCAGCCUUACGAGUGUCCCCUGCCUCCGACCCCACCUGACGGUCCCACAGAUGCAAUUUGAACAUUCAUACUUCUACCAAUGUGCCUUUUUAGAAUUCAUAUCAUUCAAGUUGCCAGAGGAGGACAUUUACCUGGUGUUUUAAUAGGAUGCAAGCUUAGGGUAACCUGUUCUUAGUCGUUAGGUUCUAUGCAGUCAGGUUUUUUACCAGACCUGGGAAUUUAAAAAAAGCUAAAAAGGAAAAAAAAAAGUAUUUUUUGGAUAAAAAAACCUAAACUGUAUUUAAUGUACUGUACGCUUAUAUGUAAGUAGACAGCGUGUUCUGGCUCUGAGCCAGUGGGACAGACGCUCCGUUUAGCACUCCUCCUCCUCUCCGUCCCCAGAUCUUCUAUAACCUCCUGACCCCACGUCCCUGCUCCGACCCGGCCCUGUUUCCAUGGUGAACAACGCGUCUCUUCUUGUAUUAUAGCUUAUCGGCUUUUUAUCAAUAUUUGAACGGCUUGUCCGUGAGCCAAUGUAGUCUUCAGUAAGUGUGUGGUCGUAUGUUGUAAAACCGAUUUCUUUCUCUCUCUCUCUCUUUUUUAAGAAGAAUCAUUUCUCUUAUUGCUUUUUGUCUGUUCUGGUUUACAUGUCUGUUACAGAAAAUGUAAAAACUAAAAGGAAAAAAAAGACACAAUUCCCUCUCUGGCAGCCUCGUUCUCUGUCAGUGGUCAUUUUGAUCUACCCAAUCAACAGGAAGGCACGGAACCUGGAAAAGUAUCUAUUUGAAUAAAUCAAUCUAUAUAUAAAUGUACAAAAAAUAUAUACAGUAUAUGAGGAGGGUGCCGUUUUCUGUUAUUUUUUUAUGUUCCAUUGCAGAGUUGGACUGGCAGAAGCUGGUGAGGCCCCUCAGUGUUAUAAAUUCCCAACUGACUUUGUUGUUUUCUCUGUUGUUGCCGUGACGACUCUUUUUGACUAGUACGGCAUCCUGUGCAGGACAAACUGGGACCGGAGUUUCAUCAGCUCCAUCACUGCUACAGUAUCUAUCCAAGGCAACAACACACAGACAUUUGUAAAUUGUAUGCAACGAAAUGACAAACUUUACCAUUAUUUUGAAAUUGUGUAUGUAAAAGUUAUAUUUUUACAUGUAGACUGUUGUUAUUUUGUGUUUUAGAAAUAUGUUGUAUUGUUUGGGAUUUUCUUUUUCUUUUUUUUCUUUUUUUGCUAAAAGAUGGAAAAGUAAAAUUCAGUGUGUGUUGAAAAAUGUGUCACAUUGAAAGUGUAGUGAUUUCAAAAGUUCCAAAAUCUUUUUUUUAUUGGUUUCUAUCCAUGGGGAACAUUUUUGAAGGGAGGAAUCAUAAAUCGUAUAUGAUAUUUGUUUUGUUCUAUAUGCCUCAUGACAUUACCAACUUUAAUUGUAUUUUUUGCAGAGAAAUGUGUAAAUAGUAAUAAAACAUUUUCUGUGGGUGAGAACUUAACAGUGACUUAACAGAGGCGACGGUGACAUGAACUUGUUUUGAGUUUAGUGAUUUGUCCGGUAACAGUAGCCAGGUGCCAACUUUUAGUUUGGGUCGGUGGUGCUCAGUACUGUCUGUGGUUUUGGUUGCCAACCAUCUCAAGUGUAAGUCAAAUUAUUGUCUGCUUGCUCCAUCAGAGCCGAUACAACCCCUGAUCAGAGCCACUUGAAGGAUUCCUUUUGUUUUCAUUAAAUCAUUGACAGAGAAAAGCAUCAUUUCUGUGAUAUGGACCAUGAUAAUACCUACAAUUAGUCUGAACCCAGCAACGGAAACUUUAAAUGUUUUGAAUCUGACAACACUGAAGCACCCAAAGAUUGUUCAAACCGUGUUGGUUCUGCAUUGGCUCCGACUCCUGGGCUCGUUUCCCAAAAGUGUUGAUUAAAGGAUGAAUCCUCAGCGUUUGAUUGAAAAUGCUGAAAAUAUUGGCUUGUUAUCAAUCUAAAAUGGCCGGUCGUCCGUAAACAAUCCUAUCAGCUAUUUCACCAAAAAGAUCGUAUCACGUGCAAAGCGGCGCCUGUCGUUCGUUUGCCAUGAACCCUUUGUCUGCUUUGAAUUGGACCGAGCUCCAACACGAGGAUUGAAUCCAUGGUUGUAAAUGCUAAAUGUGUUUUUUAAGUAAUGUUAUUUUUUCCAAUGCUACAUGUCAUAUUUUCUCUUUGUUGUAUAAUCAAGUCAUCUCCUGAAUUGCAGUACCUUCAUUUUUAUGUUAGCCCUGAUGUUUCUAUUAGCCAAACUGUUGCGUUCUGUUCUUUUCCCUCCUUGUUGUACAUACACACCUCAUCCUCUUUUCAGUGACUGUGCCAUGAGCUUUGUAAUCUGUUACUCUGUACAAGUUUUACUGCAAUAAUGAGUUGAAUUCAAAA